Messenger RNA from Serinus canaria (Common canary), 1291 nucleotides. RefSeq names its product ubiquitin conjugating enzyme E2 E3 (gene UBE2E3). Gene Ontology annotation, cellular component: nucleus. The transcript is spliced from 6 exons. NCBI's taxonomy places the organism in Eukaryota, Metazoa, Chordata, Aves, Passeriformes, Fringillidae. Gene Ontology annotation, biological process: protein polyubiquitination. The coding region runs from base 128 to 751 and encodes 207 amino acids. Gene Ontology annotation, molecular function: ubiquitin conjugating enzyme activity. The record is from RefSeq and is a predicted model, not a curated record.
CGCCGCCGCCGUAGAGCCCCCCGGCCGCCUCCGUCCCAUCCUCGGGCGCCGCGGGCCCGGCCCGGCCCCCCGCCAUCCCGCCCCUCCGACCCAGUAGCGGGACAGGACGCCGGCGAAGUUCCCCACGAUGUCCAGUGAUAGACAGAGGUCAGACGAUGAAAGUCCAAGUACCAGCAGCGGUAGUUCAGAUGCUGAUCAGAGGGAUCCGCCUGCACCUGAACCUGAAGAGCAAGAAGAACGAAAACCCUCUGCCACCCAGCAGAAGAAGAACACCAAACUAUCCAGCAAAACUACUGCUAAGCUAUCUACUAGUGCAAAAAGAAUCCAGAAGGAGCUAGCUGAAAUAACCCUUGAUCCUCCUCCUAACUGCAGUGCCGGUCCUAAAGGAGAUAACAUUUAUGAAUGGAGGUCUACUAUACUUGGACCUCCAGGUUCUGUAUAUGAAGGAGGCGUUUUCUUCCUGGAUAUCACAUUUUCAUCUGACUAUCCAUUCAAGCCACCAAAGGUUACUUUCCGCACCAGAAUUUAUCACUGCAACAUCAACAGUCAGGGAGUCAUCUGUCUGGAUAUCCUGAAAGACAACUGGAGCCCUGCUUUGACUAUUUCAAAGGUUCUGCUGUCUAUUUGUUCACUUCUGACAGACUGCAAUCCAGCUGACCCUCUGGUUGGAAGCAUAGCCACUCAAUACCUGACCAACAGAGCAGAACAUGACAGGAUAGCCAGACAGUGGACCAAGAGAUAUGCAACAUAAAUGACAAACUACUUGUGCAGUGUGAAGGUGCAGAAGGCAACUUUGCAGUGUGCAACAAAUCUUUAUAGCCUUUACAAUACGGACUUCUGUGUAUAUGUUAUACUGAUUCUACUCUGCUUUUAUCCUUUUGAAGACUGGGAUACUGCCCCCCAAAAAGGUAAAUGCUAUCAAGAGUAGAAGUUUGUAGCUGUAGAUUAGUUAUGUUUAAAAUGCCUACUUGCAAGUCUUGCUUCUUUGGGAUAUCAAAAUGUAUUUUGUGAUGUACUAAGGAUACUGUUCCUGAAGUCAACCAAAUAUUAUAGUGCAUUUUAGCCUAAUUCAUUAUCUGUAUGAAGUUAUUAAAGGUAGCUGUAGAUUACUAGGAAUUAUGUCAUUUGUAUUAAACCCAGAUCUAUUUCCAAUAUGUGGUACAUGCUGUUGUGAAAACUGUUUUAACUUUUACCUUUGUCAGUUUGUAAUGAAAGGAUUUCCUUUUUCCCUUUGUAGCUCAGAGAGCACCCAGUGUAUCAUCUCAAACACAAUAAACAUGUUCCCCAAGGA